This is a messenger RNA of Clunio marinus, 2044 nucleotides long. NCBI's taxonomy places the organism in Eukaryota, Metazoa, Arthropoda, Insecta, Diptera, Chironomidae. The record is from the annotation of a GenBank genome assembly.
AUGUGCUUCUCAAAUAAAACUCCUGCAAUGUCUUCAUGUUCAGUUCCUGGAUGUAAAUCACGUCAAAUGAAAUCUGACGGCACACGUUUGUCAUUGCAUUUAUUUCCCGAUCCUGCACGAGAACCGGAAAGGCAUCUUCGAUGGGUUCGCCUUAUAAACAGUGAAAAAGUCUUUUCAAAAAGUCCUGUAGUUGUUUUUAAACAGCUAAGAGUGUGUCGAUGUCAUUUCGAUGCAAAAAGUUUCAAUGGAAGUUGUAAAAAGUUGAUGAACGACGCGAUUCCAACUUUAUAUCUUCCACAAGAUUCUUCACGCUUUAAAACCAAAAUUUUGCUUUAUGAAUUACAAAUCAAGAAUCUCUUGAAACAAAAUACUAUCGAUAUUCAACAAGAACUUCCUCAAGAUAUCACACCGGAAGUGGGUUCUCAAGAUUUGCAUGAAGACUCACCGAUGGGUGAAGAAAAUUUUGAGUUAGUUGAAGUGGAAAACUCACUGGGAGGUAAUCAAGAGUAUACGAUAAUUGUGAAAAAUGAAACACAAUCAGCCAAACAUGCAAUUGAAGUUGAAGUGAAACCAAUACCAAAGAUGAUUACAUCACGACAAAUAUUAACAUCACAAAAAAAUUUUUUUCUGAAAGAAAACUUUAAAAAGGCUGAAAAAGCGUUGAAUGCCGAAAUGAUUCAGAAAAUGCGCAUUGACUUCUUUAACGAUCCAAAGAAGCAACUUGCACAGAAUAUUUGUAAUUUAUCUGAUCCAUUAGAUGUUGCGUUAGCUGAUUCAAAGACUCUUGGAAAGUGUUCUCUAUUUGAAGACAUUGUGGAUCUCCCAUCUGCUUCUGAACGGUCAUGGAUCUCAACCUACCACAAAAUUAUGAGUUCAUCUUUUUCUAAUCAUUUAAAUAUUGAGGAAUUUCAAUUCUCAGAUGAAUAUUUCUAUUAUUGGGAUAGAAUUGAACGCAGUUACUACUUCCUUGAUAAAAUAAUUUCGAUGGCUCAAAAAGGAGAAGAAUUAAGUGAUCGACUUUUAACUCAUCUCCUUUCAGAUCCACUUCCGCAAGGUGGAAACUUUUCAUUAAUCGUCAAUAUUAUUGAGAAACACGGUGUCAUGCCUAGAAUUAAUUUUUUAAAAAGUCCAAACGUCGAAACCGUAAAUCGAAUGAAUUUAAUUUUAAAGUCGAAACUUCGUGAAUUUGCGAAAUUAGUUUAUGAUGACAUUUCAUUACAAGUAUCAGAAGUUUCUGUUCAAGCGACGAUGCAUUCACAAAUGACAGAAAUUUAUAACAUUGUGGGUAUUUGUAUUGGAAUACCGCCAGAAACUUUUCAAUGGGAAUAUAAAGAUGAAGAGAAAAGAAUUAAAUCUGUUGGUUCGAUAACUGGUCACGAUUUCUAUCAAAAGUAUGUGAAAAAUACUUUCAAUCUCGAUGAUAAAGUUUGCGUCAUCAACGAUCCUCGUUCAACAAAUCAAUAUGAGAAAACUUACACCGCAGAAUGUUUAGGAAACAUCGUUGAUGGUCAUUCCGUUAACCUGAUUAAUCAACCAAUUCAUGUUCUUAUCGAUUUAGUCGUCAAGAGUUUAAAAUCUGGCGAAGCAGUUUGGUUUAUCAGCGAAGUUAGCAAACGUUUCUCGAAUUCAUGUGACAUGAAAAAUCUCGAAAUAGGAAAUUACAAACUUUUGUUUGAUACUGAAGUUGAGUUAGGAUUAAACAAAGCUGAUCGAAUGACUUUUGGAGAUUUUAGUACGAGUAUGGCUAUGAUUAUAACUGGCGUUAGUUACAACAGCGAUGGAACACCAACAAAGUUUCGUGUUGACAACGAUUCAGUAAAUGACGAGAAAAAAUAUUUGAUCAUGUCAAAAGAAUGGUUCGAAGAGUUUGUCAUCGCAAUUGUCAUCGAUAAAAAGCAUUUAAACGAAGAUGAAUUAAAUAUUUUAGAUACUGAGCCAACAUCUCUUCCUGCCUGGGAUCCAAUGGCGAAUUUUUCAUUGUAAACUUCUCUUUCUUCUACGUCAGGUUUCUUUAAAUUUUUGUGAAAUAAAUGACCGAAGAUAA